This is a messenger RNA of Melitaea cinxia (Glanville fritillary), 2635 nucleotides long. RefSeq names its product phospholipid scramblase 1 (gene scramb1). Gene Ontology annotation, biological process: plasma membrane phospholipid scrambling. Gene Ontology annotation, cellular component: plasma membrane. The coding region runs from base 158 to 1186 and encodes 342 amino acids. The record is from RefSeq and is a predicted model, not a curated record. NCBI's taxonomy places the organism in Eukaryota, Metazoa, Arthropoda, Insecta, Lepidoptera, Nymphalidae. Gene Ontology annotation, molecular function: phospholipid scramblase activity. The transcript is spliced from 6 exons.
CAUGUCAUUUAAUUGGUAGACUAAUUGACCGUCAAGUAUUGUGUCGUGUGCUAUAAUUUUUUAUGUAAUACUCAAAUUAAAAUUUUUUAAUUUUUUUUAGACAAUUUUUAAAAUGUAAGUGUUAAGUUAAUUCCUCUGCAAUUGACGAGAUUUAAUUAUGGAAAACAUGUCACACAAGCAAACUCCAUAUAGUCCAAACUUCCCUCAAAGUCAAGGUUAUGGUCCACCUGCAGAAAUGAAUAAAAGCAAUGAAGAUUAUCCGAUGCAACCACAGGGAGGCUAUCCAGGACCUCCUUCUGGACCGGCGCUCCCACCUGGUGCUCAGCCCUUACCUGGAAUGCACUCUGGAUUUCAACCCGGCUUUCAACCUGGGUUCCAGCCUGGCUUUCAACCUGGAUAUGCUCCUGGAUACCCGCACCCUCAGGGCGGCUAUCCAGCACCAGUGGUACAACAGCCUGCUCCCCAAGGUCCAGGAGGCUGGAUGACCAUUCCGCAAGGACUUUCGAACUGUCCGCCAGGCUUGGAAUACCUAUCUAUGAUUGAUCAACUACUCGUUCACCAGAAGGUAGAACUGCUCGAAGCUUUCGUUGGUUUCGAGACGAACAACAAGUAUACUAUUAAGAAUUCUCUUGGCCAGAAGGUCUACUACGCUGUGGAAGAUAACGAUUGCUGCACCAGGAACUGUUGCGGACCAAUGCGUCCCUUCGACAUGAAGAUCAUGGAUAAUUUUCGUAAUGAGGUUAUCAAUUUGCACCGUCCUCUAGCAUGUGACACUUGUUGGUGUCCAUGCUGGCUGCAAAGUAUGGAGGUAUCUUCCCCUCCUGGCACCGUCAUCGGCUCCAUCGAACAACAGUGGUCGAUAUGUAAGCCCUGUUAUGUGAUCAAGAAUGCAGCGGGCGAUGUGGUUCUACGCAUCAAGGGACCUGUUUGUACGUUUUCUAUCUGCGGUGAUGUGGAAUUUCAUGUGUAUUCGAAGGACGGUGAAACCAAGGUUGGUAAAAUAACGAAAAAUUGGUCUGGUCUAGCUCGGGAAAUGUUCACAGACAGCGAUUACUUCGGAAUAACUUUCCCGAUGGAUUUGGAUGUCAGGAUAAAAGCAGUUCUACUUGGAGCGUGUUUCUUAAUUGAUUUCAUGUUCUUUGAAAAAUCUGGAAACAAUGAACGAGAUGGGAUUGGUAUGCUAUAAAUAUCCUUUAGAAGAUACAUAACACUCUACCACGAGUAUAACUCACUGAACAGCUUAUUUUGUAAUACUGAAUAAUGGUUGUUCAUGAAUCUUUAAAACGAAUUAAUGUAACGAGGUUAUAUACUACAUAGCAUCAUGUUUACCAACUAUGUUAUUGAAGCACUACGCAAGAAUAUAUAUACAAAUAUAAUAUGGUUGUUAAGACUAAGCACAAUGUUUUUUAUGAGCUAUUUAGCUUUAAAAUUGCUAUUGCCUUAAUGUUUAUUCUUUGCAUUUUUAGUAGUUGUAAGAUUUUGUAACUUUAUAUACAUGUAAUAAAAUACAAUUAAAAAUUAAAGGACAAUAGUUAUACAAAUAAAUGUAAUCUAUGGUACUAAAAACUUAUGAAUUAAAUGUUUUUUUUUUUUUUCUUAGGACUUAUGUUAAAAGUUUUAAUCUAAAUGCAUGUGUCUUAAUUUUGUUCACUUAUGAAUAUAUUUAAACCUAAAAAUGUUUUACAAUUUUGUUGAACGAAAUGAAAAGGUAGUAUUUUUUGAUAUAUUUUUACAUUUAGUGUUUGAUUUCUCCAUAUUGUCAUAAUUAAAAAAUUUGCUUUGUAAGUUGCAUUAACUUUUAAGCGUAAAGCAUGUUUUAUUUUAAGCUUUUACAAAAAAAUCUGUAUUAAUAACACUAAAAAAUGUAUGCUUAAUUUUUUAAAGUUGAUUGUCUUAUUGUACUCGAAAUGUAAUUUUCAGUCUUUGGCUAUGUGUCCAAUGAUUUAUUUUAUAGACAUUUACGUAACAGAUGCAAAUUAAUAUUGCAGUGCCAUUGAUACUUACUAAUAAUGCAAUUUGAUGCGGCCAACUGUUAUGAUAAUUAAUUAUAAAUAGGGGUAAUAUGCUUAUUAUAAAGGAUAAUAUUUUAAAACAAGAUAUUUUAUAGAUUUGACUAUUUUGCAUGACACAUGAAAAAUCAACAAUUUAUUACUAUAAUGUUCCUAUUUCAAUGAAAUGUUCAUGAUUUAAUUAAAAAAUAUUUACUUUUUUUAUAUUUAAGCAGUCAUAUAUUAUAUUCUUGAUUUAUUUGCCAAAUAUUGCUUUGAUAAUUGCAAAUAGCGUAACAUAGUCAAAAUCAUGAAUUUUAUUAAAUUUGGGUUUCUACUAGUCACUUUAAUAUGAUUCUUUCAAAUGUAAUAAUUUUUUUUAAAAUGAGCAAUAUAAAUAAAAUUACCUAAAAACUGAAGACUAUGAAUAUAUUUUACAUUUUUUAUAUUACUGGUUUAUUAUUCAAUGUAUAAUGUUAAUAAUUAUUAUAUUUUCUAAUAUUGUGGUAAAAUAAAGCUUUUUCUUGUCAUAGUAUCCAUUCUAGUAGUGGAUAUGAGAUUUUUAUACUAUUAUUAAAACUUUAUUCUUUCACUUUCGUUUUGAUACUUAUGUUUUAUUGUGUAAAAAAUAAAAAAAUAUAUACAAA